AUGGUAAGACCAUACAGCUUGAAUGGGUGCAACAAAUUGUUAAAGAUGGCUUUCAGGAACAAUCUCAGCGACGCUGAAAAAGCGGCUUACAUCGACGCUGAGCUUUGCUUGAUGUCAUCCCCUCCGAAGCUGAACAUCGAAGGCGCGAAGAACCGAUGGGACGAGUUGAUGUACUCCCACGUUGUUCAGUCGAACAUCAUACACGAUGUGGGCGCCUUCCUGCCUUGGCACCGUCUCUACAUGCGCGCCCACGAACUACUUCUCCAGAACGAGUGCAACUACACAGGCGCACAGCCCUACUGGGAGGAGUCUCUCGAUGUCACUGCGCUCAACGAGUCUUCCGUCUUCGAUCCAGACACAGGAUUCGGCGGCAAUGGCGUUGGAGAUGAUGAGUGUGUCGCAGAUGGCCCGUUCCAGAACCUCACGCUCCACAUCAAUCAGACCUCGAGCUCUGCGAACUACUGCCUUUCACGCAGCCUCGACUCCUCCAACUUCCAAAAAGCGAACCAGACAUACAUCGAUGCCUGCUACGCAUCGGCGAACUACUCUGAGGCAUGGCAGUGCUACAAGUCUAGCCCUCACACCGCUGGACAUGCGGGCGUAGGAGGGACGAUGCUUGAUGUAGUGGCCAGUCCCGGAGAUCCUCUCUUCUUCCUGCACCACACAAACUUGGACCGCUUGUGGUGGGUCUGGCAGAGCGCGAACCUUUCAGCGCGCCUGACCGACAUGACCGGACGGAACGUCCCUCUUACAAGCUACUUGGAGCAAAAUGACUUUGAAUACCCGGGCGCUGAUAUUCUCGACUAUGAUGGUGACUCGGGUAAUGUCACAACCUUGAAUCAUAAUUUGUGGAUGGUGGGAAUUAUUGCGAAUGCUACGGUGGGUGAUGUGAUGGAUCUGGGAGGAGAGACUAUCUGUGCAGAGUAUGUCUAA
Messenger RNA from Lasiodiplodia theobromae, 933 nucleotides. Its product is annotated as Amino acid transporter. The record is from RefSeq and is a predicted model, not a curated record. Lineage: Eukaryota; Fungi; Ascomycota; Dothideomycetes; Botryosphaeriales; Botryosphaeriaceae. The transcript is spliced from 4 exons. Gene Ontology annotation, molecular function: oxidoreductase activity. Bases 1 to 933 code for a protein of 310 amino acids.